AUGGAUGAACCUGAUCUCGAACCGAAAGUCGAUAUUGAAAGAUCCCAUCAACGAUCAAAAUCUUCGUCGUUAUCAAUCAAAAUUGGAUUAUUUCUCGGUGGUGUUUACGUAUUUGCUUCCAUUCUCAUUCCAGUUCUCCUUCUUACGUAUCCAGCCAUCACAAAGCAUCUGGUUUUUCAGAACAAAGUCAAAACACGAACGAAUUUGACUCAUCCUGAACAUUUCAAUCUUGACCGAGUGUACAAUUUCCACUUGAACGUUGAAUCUCAAGUCUCCAUUGGCAUAUGGCAUUUUCGUUCACGAUUAAUCAAAGAUCAAAUUUACGACGAUAACGAAGACUAUUUUCGAAAACAUCUCAUUUCAAACAUUCCUGUUGUUAUUUACUUCCAUGGAAGUGGUGCUAAUCGUGCGUUAAUGCAUCGUCGUGAACUUUGCCAACGAUUACGAAAUGAAUUGAAGUAUGAUGUUAUUGCAUUUGAUUAUCGAGGUUUUGCCGAUUCAACUGGUGAAUCAACAGAGAAUGACUUGGUCAAAGAUGCGAAAUUUAUCUACGAUUGGCUUCAGAAAUUGAAUAACCAUCAACGAAAAAUUUAUCUUUGGGGUCAUGCACUCGGCUCAGCAGUCGCUUCGCAAUUGGCUGCCGAAUUAUCUCAACAUAACAAUAAAAAUCUUGCUGGCAUUGUCUUAGAAGCUCCAUUCCUCAAUGUUCACCAAGCUCUUCUAACUCAUUGGAUAUCUUUAUUUUUUCGUUGGCAACCAUGGUACUACAGCUUAACAGAAAAAGCCUUACAUAAAAAUAAGCUCUACUUCGAAACACGUCAUCAUUUAUUGAAUCUCAAUUGUCCAUGUGUACUUAUUCACGCUGAUGAUGAUUUUAUUAUUCCAUACAUACAUUCGAAACAGUUGUUGCAAAUCGGAAUGAAUGCUCGAAAUGAUAACAAACAGAAAAAGAAAUUCUUUCAUUUCACCAUUGAUAUGAUAUCGUAUCAUCGAUCGAACUAUGGUCAUCGAUUGAUAUAUCAAGCACCAAAAUUAAUCUCAACAUUGAAAGCAAUUCUCUUCGAAUGA
Adineta ricciae is the source of this 1068-nucleotide messenger RNA. The record is from the annotation of a GenBank genome assembly. Lineage: Eukaryota; Metazoa; Rotifera; Eurotatoria; Adinetida; Adinetidae.